AUGACCGAGGUUCCCACGGAGCAGAAAAAUUAUAUUAUUCUAGUUUUGAUGGGGGUAAAAACAAUUGACGAACCCCCUCGCCUUUCUCUGCCCACCGAUUUUCCCUCGGGACAGCUCCAGCACCCUGGCCUGUUCCUGACGGAUGAGGAGAGACGCCUGCUAAGCCAGGAGGGCGUCUUGCUGCACGAUGCCCUGCACCUCUCCCAGGCGGAAGAGCGGAUCCUCAAGAAAAUACGAAGGAAAAUCCGCAACAAGCAGUCUGCUCAGGACAGCCGUCGGCGCAAGAAGGAAUAUCUGGAUGGGCUGGAGAGCCGGGUGGCCGCCUGUUCGGCCCAGAACCAGGACCUGAAGAAGAAGGUCCAGCAAUUGGAGAAGCGUAAAGAGUCCCUUCUGGACCAGCUGCGGAAGCUGCGUGGACUCCUGACACAGACGUCCGCCAAGGCGGCCCAGACUAGCACCUGCCUCGUGAUUCUCCUCGUCUCCUUCGGCCUCUUCAUCUGGCCCAGUUGCGCCUCGUUUUUUGACAGCUCUCAGGUCGGCCGAGAGGACCGCAAACCAUCCGGAGUCCUUUCCCGAAAUAUCUUGACUCAAAUGGCAGCCUCCGAGCUGGUGGCACCGUCCGCUGCCCAUCCUCCAGAAGUGCCCCACGUUCGAACAGAAUUGCCCUUGGAACUCCGCACCACCAGAACUGGCAAGGACAAGGCUGAGAAAAAUCUCCCUGUGGUGGGAGAGACAGCGCCGGCUGAAGCAUUGGAGGCCCAGAGGGACCUCCAGACACGACCGAAGGGACGUUGGCGGGGAAAAGCCACAGGGCCCAACCUCGAUGAGAUAUGAGGCAUCCAGACAAACAUUAACAGCCGCCACCAUACCUAAGUCCUGAACAGGAAAGGGUAUCUCAGAGCAUGUGCCAAGUGCCUUUUCUCUCCUUGCCCACGGGCAGCAGCCCUUUUGAAUGAUAGACCUUUGCCAGCAGCCUCAAACCGAAAGUGAUUCCCUUCCAAGCCAGAUUCUCGGAGUUUUCUUUAGCAAGAUUUAUUGAGAAGAAAAAGAUGGCGUUCCCAGAAUUCCAGCAACUGAGCCAAUUCCCAAUUUAGACCCAAGACGUCUCCAUGAACGUUAGGGGGGAGAUUUUUUUUAUUCUCUUUCUAUCGUUUUUCUUAUGAACCGGCAGGGAGGCAGGUCUCUUCGCUGAUCAUGGGAAGGCUCAAAGCCUGCUUUUUCUACCAACGGUCCCCAGAAUCUUUUUCCAUCUAGGAACCAUCUCUGAUAUUGGGGCAUGGGAUUGAGGUGUGCAGCUCAGAGGUUAAAAAAUGCUGAGCAAUAAUCCCCAGCAACUUCAGGAUGAGGGAUGCUGGGAACUGGAGUCCAGCAACUUGGGGAAGGUUGCAGAUUCAAAGUCUUCCUGAAAAGUUGGAGGCUAAAAUUAUUGACGUGUUUCUGGCCAUGAAGGAAAAAAAGGAAGGAAGUGGGUUCCUUCCUGUUCUUGUUCUGGCCAGGUUGCCCAGCCGAGCCUGGCGCAAUAAAGAGUGCUCCUAAGCAU
This is a messenger RNA of Candoia aspera, 1540 nucleotides long. RefSeq names its product cAMP responsive element binding protein 3 like 4 (gene CREB3L4). Gene Ontology annotation, molecular function: RNA polymerase II cis-regulatory region sequence-specific DNA binding; DNA-binding transcription factor activity, RNA polymerase II-specific. The transcript has 7 exons. The coding region runs from base 1 to 834 and encodes 277 amino acids. The record is from RefSeq and is a predicted model, not a curated record. Gene Ontology annotation, cellular component: nucleus. NCBI's taxonomy places the organism in Eukaryota, Metazoa, Chordata, Lepidosauria, Squamata, Candoiidae. Gene Ontology annotation, biological process: regulation of transcription by RNA polymerase II.